AUGGCUGGGGAACGACUGGAGUUGGUGGAGGCAAACGCGGAGCUGGUGGAGGUGAACGAGGAGCUGCUGCUGCGUCUUGGCUUCGGGAGGAGUUCGGCCACGGCUGGGGAACGACUGGAGCUGGUGGAGGCGAUCGAGGAGCUGCUGAUGCGUCUUGGCUUCAGGAGGAGUUCGGCCACGGCUGGGGAACGACCGGUGCUGGUGGAGGCGAUCGAGGAGCUGUUGCUGUUUGGGGUCCGUCUUGGCUUCAGGAGGAGUUCGGCUUUGGCUUGGGGAAUGAUCAACGCCGUGGUGAGCGAGGAGCUGCUGGUUUCAAGUGGAGUUCAGCCACCGCUGAAGGAGCGAGGCAGCAGAGCAUCAGCUGAUCAUUUCAUGGCACCCUACGUUGAUAACGAGGUUUGA
This is a messenger RNA of Xyrichtys novacula (pearly razorfish), 402 nucleotides long. NCBI's taxonomy places the organism in Eukaryota, Metazoa, Chordata, Actinopteri, Labriformes, Labridae. The record is from the annotation of a GenBank genome assembly.